Molecule: messenger RNA, 2623 nt
Organism: Metopolophium dirhodum (rose-grain aphid)
Lineage: Eukaryota; Metazoa; Arthropoda; Insecta; Hemiptera; Aphididae
Product: UDP-glucosyltransferase 2-like
Molecular function (GO): UDP-glycosyltransferase activity
Source: RefSeq, a predicted model, not a curated record
CUUUGACCAUACAUGCAUGUAUAACAGUUCGAGUAUUUGCAUGUAAACAAACGUUAUUCAAACAUCAAACGAUGGCUUUAAAAUCAAAGUAUAAAAUUUACUUGCCUUUAUUUCCAUUAUUAAUUUAUACGUUUGCUGGUUUGUGGAUACCUGCGCCCGUUGAAAGUGCGAACAUUUUAGCCGUGGAGACGUUUGGAGGUAAAAGCCACUGGAAUUUUAUGAGCUCAAUUCUCCAGGCGUUGGUGGACAACGGGCACAAUGUCACAGUGUUCACGCCGUUUACCGACGGAAACCAUGAAAACUAUACAGAAGUAUCGAUAUCUACGGAAGCUAUAACAUUUCGAGACGUGGACAUCGAAGAUAUGAUGGAUAAAUACGGUAGCCCAAUUAAAGUUACUUGUCAGAUGUUACAGAUGAGUAGAACUAUGUGCGGUGUAAUUUAUGAAAAUAGUAAAAUGAAAGAAGUGUUAGCUAAUACACGUUCCGAUUUCGACAUAGUUAUAACCGAACCAUCACUUUCGGAGUGUGUGUCUUACCUCGCCGUCAAGUUGAACUUGCCACUCAUAUACGUCCAACCAUUGCCGACAAUGGGUAUAAUGGAACGUAUAUAUACAGGACACAUGUCCAAUCCCGCGGUAGUUGCUAAUAAGUUAGCAAGUUUUGGUGUUCCGAAAACAUUCAUCCAGAGAACAAGCAAUCUUGCUAUUUUGAUUUCCUGCACAAUUAUAAGAAAAUUUAAUGAACUUAUCAUGAAGUUCACCGAACCGAGAGAAUACGAUUUGCAUGCACCCAUCACACCGUCUUUGGUAUUCAUAAAUAGACAUUUCACAAUCGAACCUGCAAGUUCUAUCCCGUCAAAUGUUGUUGAAAUAGGUGGAAUACAUUUGAAUUUGAAAGCAACCAAGAAAUUACCAAAAGAUAUAUUAGACUUCAUCGAACAAUCGCCUCAUGGUGUUGUUUAUUUCACUUUUGGUUCAACUGUUAAAAUGACUUCAUUACCAGAACACAUAAAAAAAGCAUUGAUUGAUGCACUCGCACAAAUCCCUCAAAGAGUAUUAUGGAAAUAUGAAGAUGAAAUUGAGAAUUUACCAAAAAAUGUUAUGGUCAAAAAAUGGCUACCUCAACAUGAAAUUCUAUUGCACCCGAAUGUGAAACUCUUCAUCAGUCACGGAGGUAUAUCAGGCCUAUAUGAAGCUAUAGACGGUGGUGUCCCCAUUCUUGGAUUUCCUUUAUUUGGUGAUCAGCCCAAAAAUAUUGACAAUUUAGUCAAUGCAGGAAUUGCUAUUCCUAUGGAUAUUUUGUCCAUAACAAAGGAUGCGUUCUUAAAAAAUGUUUUAGAACUGCUCAGCAACGAAAAGUACAUGGACAAUGUUAAAACUGCUUCGAAAAUAUUCAAAGAUCGGCCUAUGUCACCAUCAAGUCAAGUGGUGUACUGGACAGAGUAUGUCCUACGUCAUAAAGGAGCUCCCCACUUGACAUCCCACGCAAUGAACCUAUCGUGGUAUCAAUACUAUCUAUUGGAUAUCAUUGCUUUAAUAUUAGUUUUUAUUAUUGUUGUGGUUUUUGUUUCGUACAGCAUUUUCAGAUCAAUUUCUAAAUACUUUUCAAAAUAUUCUAGAAAUACUAAAUCGAAAUCUGAAUAAUUUAUUAUCUUUUUAUAUUUAUAUAUUCCAAAUACCAUUCAUUCGUUCUCUCACUGAUUGCUACAUCUCAAAAACUACUAAUCGUACGAACUUGUAAUUUGAUCUAGUGGUUUCUCUUAUCAUCUAGAUGUGCGAUUAGAAAGGAUUUUCGAAAUUCUCGUUUUAAAGUGGUGCUCUUAAACAGGGGUUUUGAGAUACAGGAUGGAAUUUAUUUGUUAUUUUCUAAUAUUUUUUUUCAACCUAAUCAUCACCUUAACCACCGAAGUAAGAAAAAUGGUAAGUUGUUUCAUUUUAUGAUGUAAAGACCUAAUAAGCAAGGAUUUUCCAUAAUUCGGAUUUUAAAGAGGUCUUCAAACAAGUUGUUAGAUACCUAUAUCAUAAAAUUUUGAAGAGUAAUUAUCUAGUUUAUACCAUGUUAAAAAAUAUUGUAAUAAGUGCUACAUUCAAUCCGUGACUUGUAAUUGCCCAUCUAGGUAAAAUUAUUUCACAAAGCUAGAUACACUGACGCCGAUUUUUCUGUGAACUGAGGUUUACUAAAACUGAGAUACACUGAAACCCAGAUAGGAACACCUACAUAGUGUAUUAUACUAUAUAGGAUUUUACACAAAAAUAAAUUGCAUACGGGCGAAGCCGGAAUAUUUAGCUAGCACGAAUUUAAUAUUAUGAGGUAUUUUUAUGCGCCUAUAAACUAUUAAACCUAUAUUAUAUAGUGAACUGGUGCUAAGGGCAUUUUAUUUUCUUAAAAAUAAAAUCACAGUGUUUUAAUUGUUAACAAUUCUCUCGUUGAUUUGUAUCCGUUCAAAUGACUAUAAUUCAUGUUUUAAUAUUAAGUGUUGAAUAGUUUAUUAUUGAACCGUUAGUGUAAUUGAAGGUUGUUAAGAGAUAUUUUGUUUUUAAAUAUAUUAUUUUUUUUAACAAAUAGAGCAUUUUAUUUUGUGUACCUAUUCGUUCUAUUCUGAAUAUUUUAAGUUUGGACUAUG